AUGACAGAGACUUUGAUCGUGGCCCGUAAUGUGUUUCUGCUUCUGAUUGGACUGGUUGUCGAGAAUCCCGACGAGGCGGUUCAUUCCAUCAUUCACCUCUGGUACUCGGCUCUCGUGCGAGAAUCCAAUAUCGACAUUCUCCAUACUCGAAUUCGACCUCUAAUUCAAGACAUCUGUAUGAAGAUCAAGCACAAGCCAUCGAAAAUUCUCUUGGCCAACACCCUAGCUCAUUCAAGAAGAGAUCGCCGUGACCGAUACAUGACAUGUCUCCCGCCUUCCGAACGAAUCGCGUUUCACAAGUUUCGCCAAAACGGGCUUUUGCUUCCCUUUGGAUUCCCGCGUCAUGAUUUCACCGAGCCAAACCCGCCCGUUAACCGGAUAAUUAAAGGCUUGAAACCAAUGAAGGGUAACGCGGAUACUCUCAACGGAUGGUCUUUAGAACAGGCUUCGAAACAAGCCAACGAAGCUGCUCCCGCUGAUAUUUACGGCAAACUUUUUUUUCUACGCGAAAUACUCCGUUCUUUUCUUGACCGGGUGUCUAACUUCACAAUCGCCUUGAGGCUUCUCCAUCUUGACGCGUCUUGCCUCCCUGAUCAUCUCGACAAUGAUUCUUUCAGUCGCAUGGAUAUAAGCGACCAACGCCUGAUCAAUCCCUCCCCUACUUGUAUACCAAUCACCUGUUCAAUAUUGAGGAUACCAGGUCCAAGACUCUUCUCUAGAUCGAGACACUGA
Molecule: messenger RNA, 732 nt
Organism: Penicillium maclennaniae
Lineage: Eukaryota; Fungi; Ascomycota; Eurotiomycetes; Eurotiales; Aspergillaceae
Exons: 3
Coding region: 1-732 (243 amino acids)
Source: RefSeq, a predicted model, not a curated record